AUGAACGCUGACCUAUUUUUUACCACAGUAUCAGAUGGCCCAAAAGAAAGUUCCACACCGAUUUUGCAGGACAUGUCCCGCUCAAAAACGGACAGUGGAAAGAGGCCGGUUAAAAUUCGUCCGCCGAGCCCAAAAACUCCUCCAAGGCAAACAGCAGGCCGCAGCCUGUCAUGUGAACCACCAACCAAAUCCAUCAUCCAGAGGCGCACACAGUCCCUUCCAUCUCCAUCAGAGAGAAGGAGGCUUAGUCGCAGAGCCAGCGUCCGGUUUGUGGACUCUUUAGGGUUGGACCUGGAAAAUGUCAAGGUUUUCAAAAGCGGAGAGGACCCGUUUGUCCCAGAGCAUGUUCUCUUCCGACUCUUAAUGAAUGCAGAGUUAGCCUCAAGUAAGAGGAUGGAGAUUUCCCUACCAUAUUUGAAACCGAUGUUCUCAGUCCAGCCAGGUGACUGUUCAAACUUCACCGAGCGUCUGGGUUGCCAACAAGUAUGUCUGGAGCGGGUUUUGUGCUAUGAGCCUGGAAUUAUAGGGAUCGUUCAAGUUGUAAACUUGGCGUUUGAGAAGGAAGUGAGUGUUCGCUACUCUUUUACAAACUGGAAGAGCUGCUCAGAAACCAAGGCUUACUGGAUUGCAAGCAAAUCCAUUUCAAACGGGCCCUGCUGUGACACUUUUCGAUUUCAUCUACCCGUUCCU
Messenger RNA from Sinocyclocheilus rhinocerous, 690 nucleotides. Its product is annotated as protein phosphatase 1 regulatory subunit 3D-like. The annotation marks the transcript as partial. Lineage: Eukaryota; Metazoa; Chordata; Actinopteri; Cypriniformes; Cyprinidae. Gene Ontology annotation, cellular component: protein phosphatase type 1 complex. Gene Ontology annotation, biological process: regulation of glycogen biosynthetic process. The transcript has a single exon. Gene Ontology annotation, molecular function: protein phosphatase 1 binding; glycogen binding. The record is from RefSeq and is a predicted model, not a curated record.